GUCCGAUCCUCUUCCACGUUCACGACUGGCCACUACUCUGACUAUGGAUCGCCCGACCCACGACGAAAUCAACUUGGUGCGUCUCAUAAGGCGACUGGAAAAGUCUACACUUGAUGCAAGCUGGUCCAAUGAUGGUGACGAUGUGUGGCUCAAGGCGUUGGGCACGUUGCAGACGGUCAAAUAUGCCAGAAAGCUGCUCAAGAACGUCGAACUGAAUGAUUAUGAUCCUACUCUGAAAAAUGUGCGACGAUAUAAUGAACUACGAAUGACCCUUGACCGUAUUGAUACGUUUGGAAAAGACGUGGAAAAGCGAGUAACACCUAUGCCAAAACGCCCCGAACCAUUGCUACCACACCUACCAAUACCAGAGGCCCCACAAAGCCUAGAGCCUUCACCGCCUGACACGGUGACCUCUUUGCCCAAGGGAGACGAGCAUGUCACAUCACCUAUGCCAUUGCCAGCUACUGACAGUCUCCUACUGUCGCCCUCUGACCCACCCUCCACAACAAUAUCACCUUUACCUACUCUCUUGCCUGCAUCAGCCACGUCAAAAGCCACCGGUGCUUCUCCUCACUUCCUCCAAAACACGAAUGCACUCCACAACGAAUUAUCUGAGCAGCUCGCGCAAAUGGCUACCCAGCUCCAACGCAAUGCCUUGCAUUUCUCUGAUUCGCUGUCUGCGGACAAGAUCCUUGUUGAGGAGGCCCAACAGAAGAUAGAGAGCAAUCUCGAUGUCAUGAAGAAGGAGAGGUUGCGUUUAAGGGACCAUCGUGGAAAGAGCGGGUCCACAACAUGUCUGGUGGUUAUGUCCGUUAUCGUGGUGACGAUAUUGUUCAUCUUCAUGGUGAUGCUUAUACGUCUAACUCGGUAGGAAAGAAUUGGACUUCACAUCUGUGCUGAAUGUAAUGCACUUUCUUACCUGCUUUAGAACGAAUACUACGCUUCUCUCAUAUAAGGAAUGAGUUCUACCGUAUACCUUUUGAAAAGUAUUCUCUUCGUCUACCAUCUGCCAGUCAUACUACACUUUGUCGACCACCGGGGCAGAAG
This is a messenger RNA of Guyanagaster necrorhizus, 1047 nucleotides long. RefSeq lists its product as uncharacterized. Gene Ontology annotation, biological process: retrograde vesicle-mediated transport, Golgi to endoplasmic reticulum. Gene Ontology annotation, cellular component: endoplasmic reticulum; SNARE complex. Bases 44 to 871 code for a protein of 275 amino acids. The transcript has 4 exons. The record is from RefSeq and is a predicted model, not a curated record. NCBI's taxonomy places the organism in Eukaryota, Fungi, Basidiomycota, Agaricomycetes, Agaricales, Physalacriaceae. Gene Ontology annotation, molecular function: SNAP receptor activity.